UUACGUUCGAUGUUAGUGAAUCAUCUUUAGUUAUCUUGGUAGAGCGUCUAUGUGUAUGAGAUACUGUUAUUGUAAGGCACACUUGAAACACAGAGGACGCUUACAGUAAAGAUGACACCGAUCCUGCUCUGCAUGGGCCUGGUGCUGCAGAUUGGUAUACAGUUGACAAAAGGGCAAACCGGAACGAAUGGACAGUGGUGCUGUGAAAUAGAACUUCGUCCCAUCGUCCGUACGAUCAGACUCACGAUGACAGAGAUUGCCUACAGGAAUACUACAAAAAGAAUACUUGACCGGUAUGUUCCAUGUAAUGACACUGACGGAGGUGAUACGGGUAGAGGUCAAGGUCAACCUGAUAGAGGUUAUGGGGGUGGUGGUCAAGGUCAACCCGAUAGAGGUUACGGUGGUAGAGGUCAGGAAGGUAGAGGUCAAGUUCAACCUGAUGGAGGUUACGGCGGUAGAGGUCAAAGGCAACCUGAUAGAGGUCAGGAAGGUAGAGGUCAAGGUGGUUAUAUUGAUAGAGGCCACGGAGGUACAGGCCAGGGAUCCAGAGAUCCUUACCGAGGUAGAACAGAAGAUUGGUAUAGAGGGCGUACGACCCCAAGUUACAUUCCCGACAUUAGACCUACCCAACCCCAAAAUCGAUGUCGAUGGAACCGCUGUAAUAGGCGUAACAACCGAAAUGGGCGUAAUAACCGCCGAAGGAACCAAGGUGGUCAGAGACGUAGAACCAAUACGGGUUCGUUUGAUCACGAUACGGCUAGCCGAGAAUGGGUUGAACGGCACUUCAUGGGAUCAACAAUCGAUCCAAUGACUGUCAACCUCGAGAAACUUCGACCUUUAUACGAGCGCCACCAUUGGUCACAGGUGAGACCGAACCAAAGAAGAAGCUCCCUUGGUGGCGAUAGAAGAGCAAAGCGACAAGCGGCUUCGCAGACUGGCACAACAUAUAGACGGCGCACCGUGUCAAACUAUUGUCCAAUCUAUAAGACGAUCACGCAGAGUCAUCCUUACACUAGGAUCGGAUACACUACACGAGAGGACGUCCGCUACCCGUCAUGUCCAAAUCAGUACCUAAAGUGUUGCCCUGGAUACGUGCUCAUUGGAAAUGGUUGUAUUGAAGAACGUCGUGCAGCGGCAGUGAACGAAACGUAUCAACGAUCAAUGGAUAACCCACUAUUUAAAAUACUUGGUGGUGCUUAAUAGAUGUCGUCGAAGCGGUUGAAAGCUUUGGAUUAACACUGGAGUGUCAUCUCGGAUUGCGAUUACUGAAACUAUCUAAACCCUAAAACACAUUUCCAUUGAAACAGUAGCUGUAUGUGUUUCACAUUAUCAAUUCCGAUCAGGCAUGGUCAAAAAGUAUCAAGAGAAAACUUGCGACUGAAUGAUUAGAAGUAAAAAAUUCACUUUCACGUUUAGUGAAUGACCAUAUCUGUUACAUAAUAAUAUGCGUAAUGGCUGCGUAUGUAUUUAAAGAUAAUAUCAUCGUAUUAUGGAAUAGAAUCUUGUACAUUUUUGUUUUCGAAUGAUAUUGAUGUAUUGAAGCAAACUUAUUUCAUUGGUCAUUGUAUAUAACUUACAUAUCUAUGCAAUAAUAAAAUAAAAUAAAAAGUGUUUAUUUCUAAAUA
Messenger RNA from Owenia fusiformis, 1625 nucleotides. The record is from the annotation of a GenBank genome assembly. NCBI's taxonomy places the organism in Eukaryota, Metazoa, Annelida, Polychaeta, Sabellida, Oweniidae.